GGAAUGGGAUUCUCUGCACAGGACCAAUCCGCAGCAGUGUUACUGUUACUGUGGGGGCCCUGGAGAAUGGUACCUGAAGAUGCUGCAGUGUUACAGUUGCAGGCAGUGGUUCCACGAGGCCUGCACGCAGUGCCUUAGCGACCCCAUGAUGUUUGGAGACCGGUUUUAUGUUUUUUUCUGUGCGGUGUGUAACCAGGGGCCAGAAUACAUCAAGCGCCUGCCCUUGAGAUGGGUCGACGUUGUCCACCUGGCCCUCUAUAAUCUGGGCGUCCAGAGCAAAAAGAAGUACUUCGACUUUGAGGAAAUCCUAGCCUUUGUGAAUCACCACUGGGAUCCUUUACAGCUCGGAAAGCUGACCAGCACUCCGGCCUCAGAACGUGCUCCACACCUGCUCAAUGCACUCAACAGCUACAAAAGCAGAUUUCUGUGCGGUAAGGAAAUCAAGAAGAAGAAAUGCAUCUUUCGCCUGCGAAUUCGUGUCCCGCCAAACCCCCCAAGCAAGCUCCUGCCAGAGAAAGUACCAGGUUUGGGUGAGAAUGGAGCUUCUGAGCUGAAGAAGAGAGGAAAAAGCAAAUACGCCCAUAAAAACGGUUUGCUGCCGCAUGAAUUUCAACAGCAGAAAAGGCGAGUUGCUAGAAGAAAAAGAUCAAAAUUUUUGUUGGAGGAUGCUAUUCCCAGUAGUGACUUCACCUCGGCUUGGAGCACAAACCACCACCUGGCCAGCAUAUUUGACUUUACACUGGAUGAAAUUCAGAGCUUAAAAAGUGCCAGCUCAGGGCAGACUUUUCUUUCUGACCUGGAUUCCACAGAUGCUGCCAGCACAUCUGGCUCUGCGAUAACGAGCCUGUCUUAUGAAUCGAGAAGGAACGUGGGCAGCCGGAAACGAAAGCUGGCGGCUAAAGCCUACGCCCCAGUGGGGGGGAAGAGAAAAGGCAUUGAACAAGGCGGGCACCUGAACAGCUGCGUCUCAGAGAGCAGUGAGGCGGCCUGUGCCCCGGAGCGCCAGGAUGAUGGGAUUGACAGCCACACCUUGGAGAGCAUCAGCGAGGACGACUCCUCCCUCUCCCACCUCAAGUCCUCCAUCACCAACUACUUUGGAGCAGCCGGCAGGCUGGUGUGUGGGGAGAAGUACCAGGUGCUAGCCCGCAGGGUGACUCCGGAGGGGAAAGUCCAAUAUCUGGUGGAAUGGGAAGGCACCACCCCAUAUUGA
This is a messenger RNA of Emys orbicularis (European pond turtle), 1210 nucleotides long. RefSeq names its product PHD finger protein 19 (gene PHF19). The coding region runs from base 80 to 1210 and encodes 376 amino acids. The record is from RefSeq and is a predicted model, not a curated record. NCBI's taxonomy places the organism in Eukaryota, Metazoa, Chordata, Testudines, Emydidae. The transcript is spliced from 10 exons.